ACGGGCGGCUGCAGCUCUCCGGGUCGGACGACUCCGAUUUCGAUGUGGGCGGGGUGCGCGCUGCGCUCCAGUCGCUCGAGGACGACGCCGAGUCUGCCGAGCGGGUCACCACGCCCGAGAAGCAGACCUGGUGGAAGAACAAGCUGAAACACUCAGCGAUGAGCCGCGCUGAGUCUGCCCACAGUCUGGUGCGGCCGUGGGAGAGCAGGCGGGACAUGGGUCGGACGAACGCGCGACACAGUGCCGGUACCCCUGUGACUGUCAAGGGGCCGUCGCAGCCCCCGGCCGCCGUCGGUAACGGUAACAGUAAGCGAGUCGGUGCCAGUGUGGACGCCAGUGCAGCUGACAAGCACCAGCGCGCCGCUGUGGCGCUCAGUGAGAGCUCGGAGGGCGAGGAGGGGUGGUGUUCCCCGGCGGAGGAUUCUGCCAACGGCUCGGACCGACGCAGUCCCUGCGUCAAGAUCGACGGACGAACCUCGCCGCGAUACGCAAUGCCGCUCACCAGUGAUAGCCAUGUGCGAAAGCCGUCCUUGUCCGUGAUCUUGAACUUGGAAAACAAAAACUCCCACCUUCGCGGCAUGUGCCCUCCGCGGAAUAGUGACUACGACGGUGCGCCGAAAUCGCGGGACAGUGAGCUCGCUGGUGCGCUUAAGUCGCCAGCACAAGUGCGGGGGACUGAAGAGCCGAGUUUUGCGCCGCCCGUGAGUCGGUCCCGCGGCCGACCGAAGCCAUCCGAGUCGGCGCCGCCGCCGCGCACCUCGGAAGUGAUGGCGCCGCCCCGCAAUGCGCCGUCGCUGAGUACUGAGACGAAGGGCUGGCCGGCGGGCGGCGAGUCGAAUUCGACUAACAGCGUUCAGGGCGGGCGUGAGCCGGUGCCGCGGGUGGCGGCCACCCCGGUGUCGGGCUCGCUGGCCGCGCCGUCCAGCGAGCCGUCAGUGCCCGAGUCGGGCGGUCCGACCCGUCCCGUCUCCCAGUCUCCGCCGUGGGCCGAGGACAAGGGACGGCCGCCGGCCACCACCGCCGGCCUGGCCACCUCGGACGCCCAGCAGCGGCAGUCGGUGGCGGAGCUGCUGAACUCGCCCAGCUCCCACCACGGCUCGCCCGCCUCCUCGUCAUCGUUCUCGUCCAGCAGCGCCCUGGUCACCACCACGGCUGCCACUGACACGGGCGCGGCAGCGUCACCGGCGCCCCGCCCCACCGGCUCCAAGGCGGACGGUACGGACCCCGACCAGGGCGGCGACCCGGCGCGCAACUCGCGCUCCAUGCUGAUCCGACGCAGGCGGAUCAAACUGCUCAAGCGCCGACAUAAGAACAUCGUGGACCCGGUGCUGCUGGCGGACGUUGAGGAGCUGGUCCGGCGGCUGGCCGGUCUGGGAAUGCCGCGCGGUGCCGGCCGGACGGCCAGUAAUUCAGGCGAGGUCCGGACUCCGGCCUGCUUCCAGACACGGAAAUACGGCAGGAAGCGCAAACCGCCGCAGGAGAAGGUGGCCAAGCCUGACCGCGAGGCUGUCGACGAUGUCGACAAGAAGAAGUCCAGCUCGCACCACACACCGGUCUGCCCACAGGAGGAUGAGAACAAGGAGCAGUGUUUGCCUCUCAAGAAGCGGUACCAUCAUAUCAGCCAGUCGCUGGCUGAGUCGAUAAGCUCCCUGGCCAAGUCAGCGUCUCUUCCAGCAAAAGCCGGAUUCUGUGCAAUGGAAUCAACUACUGCCUGCAAAUCAACGGCUCCUAGAGCCGAGAAAGUCUCCGACAAAGUUGUGAACAAGGCCCAAGAACUGUAUUCACCCGGGGACACUGGAAAGGGACCGGAUCGUGUGAAUUCUGUUGAAUCACAUGAUCACCCAUCUGUGAUAUGUAAAGCUUUGGUUAAGCGGCAGUGUGUCGAGUCGUCUACGAAGUCAGUCACUUCGAAGGUACCUUGCAAGCUCACCCUGACUAAGUCAGAACAAGCAAGUAAAAAGCAGUCAAUUUCUCGUAGUCGCGCGCAGUCUGGCGACGGAUCCCACAGUCGGGCCGGCGUCCACAAAGCACAAACUCCCGACAGGCCGGAGAACCAAAAGCAGACAGCAAAGCACAAAGCAUCGGACUUAGUGGAUGGAGGCCAGAAACUAAAUGCGAAAGCGGAUGAGAAAGGCGCAGUAUCUGCCAACAAGCGAGCUGUUACAGCCGCCUCAGAGUCGGCUCCCCCGGCCAGCACACGGCUGGCUGGCACUGCUGGCCAAGCGGCGGAAGGUUCAAAUGCGGUUUCUUCUACGAAGAAGUCGGACGAUGUCCAAACUCCAGGCGGCGACAAGACGCGCGCAGUGUCGCUCCCGGGACCCGAGGACCGCCGACGACGGCGGAGACCGACGGCCGACGCCGCCCCGUCCGGACACCCUGGCCGGCGGCGACGGUGGCGUCGUCGGCCCCGCUCUGGCUCUGAACGACCGGACUCGAAGACGGAGUCGACGGCAGAGUGUCCGCCUGUACCCUCGCCGCCGCCCGCUGAUGUUCCCACCGUCUCCGCGCCUGUGCCGACCCCGGACACCGCCCCUCCAUCCGGGAUACCCGCAUCAUGUCCCGACACUCCUGCUGUCUCUGUGACAGUAGAGGCCGUGGCAGCCCGGUCCGACUCUGUCCCGGCAAAAGUCGAAUCUGACCCGCCGCCAGUCGGUGACGUGUGUCCAGCCCCGUGUGCAGAGGGCCCAGCCGACACCCUUGCCAAGUCUCCCCAAGAUACCGCCGCCCUCACUGUGCGCCGUAAGCGGCGGAAAAUCAACCGCACCGGGUUUCCCAACAAGAAGAAGAAGGUUCGUCUCAAGUCGAGACCGCCGACGCCGGGCUCCACGGCGGCGGCGCCGGAGCCGGCGGUGGCGCUGCCCGAGGCGCCGCAGCCGGACGGCGAGCCGACGGCCGUGCCCCCUGCAGCGUCCUUGGCCGCCGCCGAUAAGGACAUGCUGCAAUCGGAGUGCCUUGGUCCGGAUACGGAGCCGCCAUCAGAGACCACGCCGGCCGAGCCGGAACACACUGCAAUGGGUGAGCAGCGCGCGCGGGAGCUGCGACGGCCGCGGCGGCCGGCGCCGGCCCGCCCGCGCCCCACUCAGCUGCAGCAGACGCCCGUCGUGAGACUCGACAAGAUGAGCGAGCCGCCGGUGGCGCCGCCGCGUCACGAGCAGCCUCCGUCGGGUGCCGCGAGCGACACCGGCUCCGAGGCGGCGCCGCCCCGCUCCGAGCCGGCGGACACGGGCCGGCCGGCCGCCCGACCGACCUCCCAUCGACUGGCCACCAGGAAACGGUCAAAGGCCACCACCUCGCCGGCGCCUAACAACAAGCGGGCCCGGGUCGACCGGACGGACCUUCCCUUCGUGGAAGACGACAUCUAUUUCGAAAGCGACCCACUAAUCUCUGAGUCUGGCCCGUCCAGCGAAGUUCCGUCCGGAGACGAGCUGCACCGGUCCGCUGCCACCACCGUCAAAACGCGAAUGGCCGCUCCCAAAUGGAAAAAGAAGAAAUACAUCACCGCUGGACUGUUCUCGGACUUCUACAAAGUGGAAAGCGAGAGUGAGCGGCCCGAGCUGAACAAGUCGCGGCUGACGUACGACCCGUCCGAGCACGAGCAUGGUCUGCUGCCGCCGCCCUGCUACGAGGAGAAGUGGCUGCGGCACCGGCCUCGCGACUUCACCCUGCCCUACGACCUGUGGUGGCUGCAGGCCAACGGCCAGCUGCCCGGCCGAGACGCGGUCGCGUCCUGGAACUACAAGAAACUGCGCACCAACUACUAUUUCGACGUGAAGCCGCCGCCGCCGCGCGAGGUGGAGGCGUGCUCGUGCCGGCCGCCGGUGGACCCGCAGCGGCCCGGCUGCGGCGACGACUGCAUCAACCGCAUGAUGUUCGUCGAGUGCAGCAGCAGCUCGUGCCCGUGCGGCGACCGGUGCGACAACCAGCGCAUCCAGCGACACCGCUGGACGCCCGGACUGGUCAAGUUCAUGACGGGCGAGAAGGGCUGGGGCAUCAUGACGCGGCGGCCGAUCCGCGCGGGCACCUUUAUCCUGGAGUAUGUGGGCGAAAUUGUCAGCGAGAAGGAGUUCAAGCGUCGGAUGCAGACGCGCUACAUCAACGACCAGCACCACUACUGCCUGAACCUGGAUCGCGGCAUGGUCAUCGACGGACACCGCAUGGGCAGCAUUGGUCGUUUUGUGAACCACUCGUGCUCGCCCAACUGCGAAAUGCAGAAGUGGGAGAUGAACGGGCUCCACCGUAUGGCGCUGUUCUCCAAGGAGGACAUCCCUGGCGGCACAGAGCUCACAUACGACUACAACUUCGCUUUGUUCAACCCAGCUGUCGGACAGAAGUGCCACUGCGGCUCGGAGGACUGCCGGGGGGUGAUCGGUGGCCGGUCGCAGCGCGUUGGGCCGCCGCAGACGGAGCGAGGCAGGGGACGCGGCGCCGGCACCACUACCUCCAGCACCACCACGAGCACCACUGGUGCGGCCGCCAGCACCACCGCCGGCGCCACCGGGCCGGGAGACGGCGGCGCGGCGGCACCAGUCCCGGCCGGCGGGGCGGCGUCCGCGGGCGCCGAGCCGGCCGGGGUGGCUCGCAACGAGCGGCGGCCGUCCGUCAGCUCGGAGCAGACCAGCGGCGAGACGGCCGCCCGGGAGCCGACCGCGCUGCCCGUGCGGCCGCUGUCGGCCCGGGACGUCCGCUUCAUCCGGCUCCACCGCUCGUUCCUCGUCCGAAACUACGAGAAGAUGCGGCGGCAGCGAGAGCCGCCUCUGGAGACGGCCCGGCCCGUCUCUCCGCCGGCCGGCUCCCAGGAGGAGACGUUCCGCGCCCACCUCCGCGCGCUGGACAGCUCGCGCUCGGUGCGCACCCGUCGGCUAGCCGCCGCCGAGGACGACCCUCAGAUGGUGCGCACCCUGAAACUGGCGCACAUCCUGAAGGAGAUCCACCAGGCGGUGGUGGCCAGUACGGGCGAGCACCCGGGCCCGAGUCCGGUCGAGGCGCUGACACUGCCGCGGAGGCCACGGGUGGCGGCCGCGCGUGACUCGGCCGAGGCGCCCUGCUCACUGCUUCCCGAGCCGCUUGACAUUGCCGAGAUCGAGCGGCACAUCGUGACCGGCCAGUACAAGACGGCCGACGCGUUCGACCACGACUUCCGUCGGCUGUUCACGGCCCAGCUGCGCGCGCACGGCCGCUGCUCGCCGAUCGGCGCCGCCGUGCUCCGGCUCAAACACAAGUACGCCGAGCUCAAGACGGUCAUGAUGAGCCAGAUCCAGGAGGUUCUGGGUGUGGUGCCCAGCAGCUUCCGGCCUCCGGCCAAGCGCCGACAGGACACCGGUCUAGACGGCGAGGAGGACACAAUCCGCUGCGUAUGUAGCCUGCACCGCGAGGAGGGCCUGAUGAUCCAGUGUGAGCGCUGUCUCGUCUGGCAGCACUGCGACUGCGUGGACGCCGACCCGGACGUCGAGAAAUAUGCCUGUGAGCUCUGCGAGCCGCGGUACCUGAGUCCCGAGGUGCGCCUGAAGCCGCAGCCGGAGGACGCCGAGCCGGGCCUCACCUACUACCUUUCACUGAUGCGUGACCAGCUGCAAGUCCGCCAGGGCGACUGCGUCUACAUCAUGCAGGGUGACAUGGUGCGGGCCGCUCAGGAGGCCGGCCAGGUGCCGUACAAGUUCGUCAAACGCCUGGUGCCCGACGAGCUGCUCAUCUUCCGCGUAGAAAAACUGUGGAAGGACGAAAGCGGCGCCCGGUUUGCGUUCGGCUACCACUACUGCCGGCCGCAGGAGACGUACCACGAGCCGACGCGCAAGUUUUUCCCCAAGGAGGUGAUGCGCUCGCCGCUGUACGAGGUGGUGCCGCUGGAGCUGGUGGUGGGCAUCUGCUGGGUACUCGACGUCAACACCUACUGCAAGGGCCGCCCGGUCGGCGCCAGCGAACACUCGGUCUACGUCUGCGAGUACCGCGUCGACAAAACGGCCAGGCUGUUCGCAAAGCUCACCAAGAACCGACAUCCCAUCUGCACAAAGGCGUUCGCGUUCGAUUCGUUCGAGACACGCUUGAAGAUCUCACGGACGUUCACUCCGCACGCCGAGGAGGUGGCACAGAAGAUGAAGACGGAGAAGGUGAAGGCAGCUAAACGAGACGAGGUUAACGCCGCGGCGCCCAAGGCGGCCAAACCGAAGGUGGUCAAAGACUCUGCCAAACAGGCGCCGCCGCCGGUCAAGGUGGAAACACCGGAUGAAAAGCGGGCGCGCCAGGUCCGCCGGCUGGACGGCGUGCUGCUGCGGCUGCUGGCGCGACUCCCCGGCCCGCCGCUGGACGUCUCACAGAUGCUCGGACCCGGCAAACGGCACCGGCGCCGGCCGGCCACUGCGCGCGUCUGACCCGGCGCCCGCUGCGCCGCCUGUCCCGGCUGCAGCACAUGAUCUUAGCACGCCCGCCCAGAAAUGCAAUCUGGACUGCGUGACCAAGGCUACCGAAUGUACGAUGUAUCUUAUGUUUUACGUUAUUUUUAGUGACAAAUGCGAGUCUGAUGUUUUUAGUGUUGACUUUUAUAGUGUUUUCUUUUUACGAUGGGCUCAAAGUCGAUGUUGAUGGUUUUGUACCAAGUGAUGAGCGAACUCCGGCAUCUUAUUCAGUCACAGCUUCUGAGUGUGUAUACCUAUUCAUUUAGUUAGUGGGCCAAAAAAUGGUUUUGUGCCCUUACAAAAUCCAUAUAACCUGGUUUUAACAGCUGGAUCUCCCCCCUUAGGAUUUUACGGCGAUAUAAAACGGAACAGAGUGAAGACUGAUGACUAACUCCGGUAACAUACGUUCGUGCUUCUCAUAUCGGCAUAUGCUUCUGCAUAGUCACACGCCCAGAACUUUGAUAAGGCAGAAGUUUCUGUUUGUCUGACUGAUCUAUGUAACACGAGACGGUACAAAAAUGGCGACAUGUAUCCGCCUUUGGGUAACCAGGCGAUGUCUGAGCGCGUGAGACUGGUGUGCUUAGUGUCUAUCGGGACGCCACUGUUGUGUGAGCGAGUGUCUGUGCGGGCUGCCGUGAUAUCUGAGAUGUGGACCGCGGUCCAGCUAGAUUUGGUAGAUGUUUGCACUGUGAUUUGUAAAGUCAGCAGAUUGGGGCCGGUAUAUUGAUGUCGCAGUCGGUAUGCUGAUGCGUGCCGCUAAUGUAUUUAUUCGCUGUAAAUAGUUUGCCGGAGCCUGCGGCCCAGGGCCCAUUGUGAUAUGUCUUCCUGUCGUUGACUCCUUUGGCUCCACAUCAUUGUUCGCCAUGUGAUUUUAUUCAUCACAUUUUUGCAACACGAUAAUAUACGUCACCGAACGCUA
This is a messenger RNA of Amphibalanus amphitrite, 7308 nucleotides long. Its product is annotated as histone-lysine N-methyltransferase ash1-like. Lineage: Eukaryota; Metazoa; Arthropoda; Thecostraca; Balanomorpha; Balanidae. Gene Ontology annotation, cellular component: nucleus. Bases 159 to 6365 code for a protein of 2068 amino acids. The transcript is spliced from 17 exons. The record is from RefSeq and is a predicted model, not a curated record. Gene Ontology annotation, molecular function: histone methyltransferase activity; protein binding; chromatin binding.